AUGAAUAUUUUUCUUGAGAAUUAUAACUACGAAAAUAGCAAACAAUGGCUAAUGGAUUAUGAAAGUUUAUUGUUAAAAUGUGUUUUUGUUUAUAUUGUAACGAUAUUUUCUUUGAAAUUUGUUAUGGCAAAUCGAAAGCCUUUUGAUCUUCAGAUGCCACUAAUUAUUUGGUUUUUUUCUUAUCUUUCCUUUAAAAACUAUACAUACACUGAGAUUGGUGAACUUCAAAAAGAUCCAAAUGCCGGCUACUGGGCCUUUGCUUGGUGUGUCUCUAAAAUCCCAGAACUUAUUGACACACUUUUUGUUGUGUUACGAAAAAGGCCACUUAUGUUUAUGCAUUGGUAUCAUCACGCGUUGACGGGCUAUUUUGCUUUUGUUACUUUUUAUGAAGAAAAUGCUUAUAUGGUUUGGGUUGUUUGGCUUAACUAUUUUAUUCAUUCAUUUAUGUACUCUUAUUAUUGUGCUCGUGCAAUACGCAUUCGUGUACCACCACAACUUGCUCAACUACUUACUUUUGCACAAAUCUGCCAAUUUAUGAUAACGCAUGCUGUAAUGGGACAUUUGCUUUGGCUUUGUUAUUCUAAUACAAAUAAAGUUUAUGCUGCCUUCAUGGAAGUCACUUAUAUUCUACUUUGGUUCCGUUUCUACUAUAUUAGCUAUAUAGCAAAUGGUGGAAAGAAAUACACUCAACACCGGAUUGCAACUCAAAACGGGAAAAUACAGCAAAAGAUUGAAUAA
Molecule: messenger RNA, 738 nt
Organism: Meloidogyne enterolobii
Lineage: Eukaryota; Metazoa; Nematoda; Chromadorea; Rhabditida; Meloidogynidae
Source: the annotation of a GenBank genome assembly